Messenger RNA from Rotaria socialis, 1098 nucleotides. The record is from the annotation of a GenBank genome assembly. Lineage: Eukaryota; Metazoa; Rotifera; Eurotatoria; Philodinida; Philodinidae.
AUGAUGAUGAAUAAUUCUGGUGUAAUGGGACAACAAGUUCCUCCAUCGAAUCAAGUUCAACCACAAGCUCAAACUCAACAGCAAACAGCAACAUCUCAAAUUAUACCCGGUGGUAUUAAUACAGCAAUGAAUUUGCAAGCACGUCAAAAUCAAAAUGAUGAUAUUUUAGCACGUUGUCUCGUUCAUACUCAACGUCUUCGUGAAAAUCUUCAGGCUUUACUUAACACAACGAAACAAGCAGCAAAUAUUGAAACUGAUGAACAAACAUCAUCAUCGGCAGCUAAUCUUUCGACGAAUUCAUCUCUAAGAAAUAAUAUUGAUCGUAAACUAUGUGACAUGAGUGUUUCACUCGAUCAACUUUUCUCCUCGCUCGAUCAAUAUGAUUUUAAAGCAUUACAAGGUCAACAACUAUUAGUCAAUCAUUAUAAUGAAUUAUCCUAUGAAAAACAGGGCACACUAAUGGAUGAAUGGACUUCAAAUAUCAAAUGGGCAGAUAAACUUGCCGAAAUAUCUUCAUCAGUUCAUCCAAGAAGUCAACUUUAUCGUCGAAGUCAUUAUCGAGCUUUAAAUACAAAUGUUCGUUCGCGCAUUGAUGGACCAUCAUCAGCUUUGAUUGAACGUAUAAUUACACAAUUUGAAGCUUCACAAGCACAGCAACAACAACAACAAUCAUUACCUAAAGAUUAUUCGAUUAUUGUUCAACGCUUAUCAGAUCAUUUACAUAUUAUUGAAUUGUGCUUAUUUCGAUCAGGUUUAGAUAUUUAUUUAUAUGUACGACAUUUUACUGUUGAACAUGUUAUUGUUAAACCAUUAAAUGAAAAAAAAAUAUUUUCAACCAAUUUAAAUAAUAAAUCAACAACAAAUUGUUGCGCUUUAGAAUUAAUUGCUGGACAUAUACGUGCAGCUGCCGUUUAUUAUACACAAUUAAAUAUGCAAGCUGAUCAAGCAUUCAUAAAAUUAUUAGCCUAUAUAUUGAAAUAUCAAGGAUUACACAAUCAAAAAUGUGUUAAUUGUCAAAAGCAUCUGUUAAAUGGUUUACAACCAACAUGGAGAGAUUUUAAAACAUUUGAAUCUUUUCAUGAAGAAUGUUUAAAUUAG